AUGUACCUCGACAAAAGAGACAACAUGGGCUUCCAAGUCGCCCCGUCCCUCAUCAUCUUCCUCGUCAUCCUCGGCGCCGGCGCGCUCGUCUGCUGCGGCUUUGCGGUGAUGCGCUUCUGGGGCGGCGACGAGGCGCAGGAUACCAGUUACAUGAGCCGCUCGGUCGAACAGGAUCGGUACAUGCGCGAGGUCAGAGAGAGGACGUGGGGUAAGCUGCCGCACUACUUCGUCCAGAAGCAACAGAUGUACAGUUCUUCGAGUCGGAGUAACCUGCGGCCUGCGACUGCAAGCGUAGAGUAUGUUGGAUGCAGCGCCGGUUUGGUGAUGAUGAGGCUGAUGUUCUUGUAG
Molecule: messenger RNA, 348 nt
Organism: Didymella exigua CBS 183.55
Lineage: Eukaryota; Fungi; Ascomycota; Dothideomycetes; Pleosporales; Didymellaceae
Exons: 1
Coding region: 1-348 (115 amino acids)
Source: RefSeq, a predicted model, not a curated record